UCGUAUCCUAUAACACUGGGUCGAUACAAUAAUCUGAGUCGGUUUGCAAUUAAAUUUACUUUUACUUUCGUUUUCCACUACUGAUACAUUGAGAGAAGCAUAGUGUGUAUAUUUUAUACCAUAUUCACAGAUUUAACAGGACUAUAUAAAAUAAAAUCCACAGACGUGAGCAAUAUAUACUGUUAUUCAACAUAUUAGUGAGGACUUAGCCGAAGUAUUUUGCAACUUCGUGCGUUAUAUGUUCGAGAACUGCAAGGCACUUUGAAGACGGGUUUUCAUCAGAUGAUGUACUUGUGAAAUAACACUGGUUUCAAUGACAACACUGGGCGAGGUCUUUUCCGAUCGCGAAAGCGCCAACUGGCUAAAGGCAUGGAUUGCAAUAGAUAUUGCAAGAACUGGAAUUCGGAUAUUUGUGAAUGAAGAGAUUCAGAACUUACAGACACGCAUUUUACAAAAAGUUCGAAAAAAGUUAAACCUUCAAACGGAUGCUGUUUGUGCUGUGUGCUGCACUUCAAAUUUAUUAAAAUGCCCAACUCAAGGCCUUUGCAGAAGAAAAUGGAUUCAAAACUGCAACACCAUGCAUAAUACUCCUGAAAAGCAACCGCGACCAUGCCCUAUGCAAAUAUGCGAUGACAUAAAAGACGAAAUUGUAGGAGAACACCGACACGGUCGUCCCUCCUGGAAGAAUACAUCAGCGGAGCGAUGGGCCAAUAAUCAUUGGGAAAUUGCAAAAUGUUUCAUGCCUCCAGAUGGAUAUGACAAGAUAACGUCAAUCGAUGACACGGAUUUCAAUGGCAUUCUCAGCAUUUUAUUAAACUGCAAAAUGUUUGAAAGCAAGUUUUCAUUUGGAAUAACACCACCGAACACAUCGCAGCAAUGCCUUCUCAAUCAGGCGCGCGAUGUUUGCAGACAUGUUCGCCACUUAACUACCUAUAAGGUUACAGAUGUAAAACUUCAGGAAAUUUUUACCACACUAACAUCUCUGCUGAGUGACUCGACAUAUUUGGCACAGCAGACAGAUGCACAAGCAGCGGUCCAUGAAUUAACACAGCUACAAAACGACACUUUAAUGAUUUCUCUUGCGGAAAAAGUUCGCCAUCUGCAAGAGGCAUUGAGACAUGUUAAUCAUGUGACUGAAGAGUCAGUGAACGAGCUAAACUCAUGCAAAGAUCAGUGCAAGCUUGAGUUAGAGGAAUGCACGCAAAGGUGUAUGAAAUUACUUAAGGAAACCAGCGAAAAAGCUGACCAAUCGAAUUAUGAUCAAGCGUUGGCAGAUCUAAAAGAACGUUUGGUGAACCAUUAUAAAAAAACGGUCGCCCAUGUGCCAGUCAAUCCGUUGAUGCCAGCUCAUGUCAAACCAUUGACGGACAUUUAUGUUAAACCAAAACUACACAAACUAGAAAGAGAGAUAGAUAAUACUCAAAGAAAAGUUGAAAUUUGCUCAUACAAAGAUGUUUUCUACAAAGGCAAAACAUUCGCCACACAAAUAUUUCUACAAGGUGAAGCUGGCACGGGUAAAACAACGUUUGCUGCAAAGUUAGUACUCGAUUGGUGUAAUACAUCGCCGUCGAUUAUCGACGUUUAUCCCAACGUGGAAACUCUGCGAGAAUUUGUUUGUGUAUUUCACCUGAGGUUGACAGAUUUGCAAGAUGAACGUAAAGUACUUAAAAUGAUUAAAAACCACAUAAUAAAUAUGAUUUAUGAAGAAGAAGAGCUCAACGAUGCCUAUUCGCUUUUACGAACAAUCCUUAAAAAAGAAAAAUGUCUAGUUAUAGAGGACGGAAUGGACGAAUGGUCAGAUAAAAUGGGUCAAGUGGCUUACCCUGUAAUGAUAAAUUGCCAGCACCAAUGGACUGUCUUCAUUACAACAAGACCGUGGAAGUUGACAGACGAACGUAUUAGAAACGUGGACAUAGAUUUGCUCUUAGAAUUGAAUGGUGUAGUAAAUCCGUAUUUACUUAGUCAUAAAAUAUUGGGAUUCUUUGAAAAUAAUCUACUAUAUAUUGAAAAUCAGGAAUUCAAACGAUACAUCAGAAACAACAAACUGGAUGAAGUCAUACUAUCGCCGAUGUUGCUAGCACUGUGUGUGUGCUUGUGGAAAGAUAAUACGUACAAGAUAGGGUCGUCUUGUGAUAUAUAUGCUACUAUGCUAGACAGCUUAUUUAAGAAAGUACAUAACAACGUCGACUAUUUUGAAACGCCUCCCUUUCGAUGCUUUUUGAACACAAAAUAUAUCAAACUACAUAUUGAAGAUGUGAAUGCUCUGUCACGGGCAGCCUUUUAUUUGUUGUUCGCACGCGAAAAGGAAAAUAGCCUGGUGUUUAGCGAUAGAGAACUAUUGAACUAUAUUUCUAAUGAACAAACACUUUUUGCACUGAAGGCUGGUAUUUUGUCCGAACGAAAAACUUCUUCAUUGACACACACGUACUCUUUUAUCCACAAGAGUGUGCAAGAAUUCUUUGCUGCUUACUUUAUCGCUGGUAAUAUAUCCGUGAUAAAUUAUCAGAUCCUACCAGAGUAUCUUAUCAGAUAUCCCAAUCCUUAUGCUGAUUUGUCUCAGGUAUUCAAGUUUGUGUGUGGAAUGAACACCGACGCGGGGUAUGAACUAUCGUGUUUGAUAGAUAGGCAUUGUCCUUUACCCGCACCAAGACUUCUGCAGGACAUUGUCGUCGCUGGUUAUAAAGAGGCCCAGACUAACAUGGUGGUAGACUGUGGGCUAAGAUUGAGUCAUUUUAACUUUGUAGAUCAAGAGGAGACUGUCGAUGGCGCUUUAGCUCGCAUCUUUAUGAGGAACAUUCAUAACGUUCGCUCGCUUUCAGCUUUUUGUUAUAUAUCUCCUGAAAUUGUGGACAUCAUUAGCGACGCAUUUCAUCUGUCCGCAGAAAUUCUUACCCACUUGACUAUUUAUGUUGAUGUGGAUGUUGAAGAUUGUCAAACUCUAGACUUGUCGUCGUGUCACAAUUUAGAAUCGAUAAGUAUUACGGGAAACGUUUUUCUAGUUCCGAGUAAGCAAUAUGUGCUUCAAACACUAAAAUACCUGAACUUACAUUGUUUCUGUGAGUGUUUGGACUUAUCCAAUUGCCAUAGUCUAGAAACAUUAUCACUUGGUGAACACGUGACGCUAAUGCCCGAUAGGUUAUGUGAACUUACAAAACUAAAAAAAAUAACAAUACAUUGCAACUGUGAUUUUGUAGACCUGUCUGUGUGCUCUAAGUUAGAAGCUGUGGAGAUAAAAGGAACAAUAACUGUAAUACUUAAUGCUCCAUGUUGUUUUCGGCAUUUAAAACACAUUGCACUUACAUGCUCGGUAGACAAUCUGGAUUUGACAUCUUGUCGGAAUUUAGAAACAGUCUUUCUCCGAGGAAAUGUAACAUUGUGUCAAACUGCACUUCUUGGAUUGGACGAUCUGCAAAGAAUUUCAUUACUGUGUAAUUGUGAUGGCAUUGUCCUGUCCUCAUGUCGUAAUCUUCAAUAUAUAGUAAUUGUGGGAGAUGUAUCAAUUUUACCAAAUCAAUUUCAAGAGCUAACGUAUUUAAAGCAUCUUAUGUUAUGUUGUAAUAGUGAUAUGUUGGACCUAUCGUACUGCAGACGACUUGAAGCUGUAUUUAUCAAAGGAAACGUAACUCUGUUCCCAAAUUCAUUCACUGGGUGUUCGAACUUACAGCGGAUUAAAUUACUUUGUAACUGUUCGAAAUUAGACUUAUCUUCAUGUGUCAACCUAGAAACUAUAUAUAUUUCCGGAAAAGUGAAUGUAUUACCAAACAGUAUGCACAAUUUAAAUAAGCUUAAAAAACUAAAACUUGUAUGCGAUUGUGAAAGGCUGGACUUGAUCGAUUGUUAUUGUCUUGAAACUGUAGAUAUCAGAGGAGAUGUAACAUUGCUACCAAACGCAAUUGAUGCGUUAACAAACUUGAAGAGGAUAAAGUUAAUGUGCAAAUGUGACGGAUUGGAUUUGUCUUCAUGUUCAAAGCUCGAGGCCAUAUUUAUCAAAGGUGAAGUGUCAUUGUUACCACAUGCAUUGGUUAACCUGCAUCAUUUACGUCGACUCUCAUUAAAUUGUAAAUCCGAUGGGUUAGCUUUGCCAUCGUGUUACUCCCUAAGAACAAUAUAUUUAGAUGGAGAAGUAACACUGGAACGGGGUACAGUGCUUGACCUUUUAGAACUUAAAAAUCUUACACUACGUUGCAGAUGUGAUAUGCUAGAUUUGGCACGGUGUCCAAAUUUGGAAACAUUAGAUGUCAGCGGUAAGGUAAACUUGGUUGCAGGGUCAAUAGUUAAUCAACAACAUUUGAAAUACCUGUCACUUCGUUGCAACUGUGACGAGCUGAUAUUUCCAUUGUUAGGCAGUAUGAAAACAAGUUUAAUACGCGGAAAAACGAACCAUCAGUAAAAUCGUGAAUGGAGAUAUAAUUGUAAAGUAUUUAAUAGCAUUUAACAGUACCAUGCAUGACAAUAUCGAAAGAGCUCAGCUUCGAUGUUUAUAUAUGUAACCCAUUACUGACAUGUCUUUACCAAGAAACCUACCGACGCGUUGUUGAUAAAAUCAUUUGUAAAGCGAAAGGGAAAAAUGAAUUGAAUUAACGCUGUAAGAAAUGUGUUUAGUUUAAAAAUAUAAUACGGAACUUAAUAUUAAAAUGACAUAUCAUAUAUCUUGUUCAUGAUUAAGGCCAUCUUAAAUUAUAUCUUUAUCCUUUGUUUUAUGUUUAAUGUCAAAUUGGGAAAAUUUGAAGUAGCGCUAUUAUUUUGUUUUUCUUAUUGAUACAUAUAUUGGGAAACAAUAUAAUACAUGUACAAUCCAUUUUUUGGAUUGAUAAAUUAAUUUCAGUAUACCAAAAUUUCUGGGAAAUUCAUAUGUAAUUGAUUUUGUUUUAAAAUAAGGUUACAGUUGUUACACUGUUUUGUCGGGACACUUUCAAAAAUAAUAGCUCAAGUGAUUUUACUUUGCAUUCACGUGAGAAGCUUUCUUGUAUUGUGUAGUUAUACAGUAAAUUGAUUUUUGGCGAGAUGUGUCUUCAGAACUCUCUUCAAAAAUAUUGAAGACACUGAAACACUGUGUAAGUCGUAUAUUGGAAUAUUGUUUGUAUAUUUGUAAAAUGAUUCACUUGUGUGUAAAGAUAUAUGUGCAAGUUGUUAUAAGUUUGGCAUUUAUUUGAUUGCAUCUGUGUGACCAAAUAUUCGAUUCUAAUGUAUUGGAUUUGGAUCUAUAUAAUAUGGCUCAAGUACCCAAACUUGUAAAUAUACUGUGUCAUUCAAUAAGCUGAGGACGUUUAAUUGCGUUCGUCUUCGUUGUAUAAAACAUGAUAUCAAGCGUGUAAAUGACUUUGAAUUGUUUGACUUGUUAUAUAACAAUAUCCUUUCUAAUUGAAUUUUUGCUAUUAUUGUUCUUUAUUUACCAUAUGUUUAAUGCAUUUUACCCAAAAAUCAUAUUGCUGUAUUUAAUUUAUUGAACCAUUCAUAUCUGCAAUUAUGUUCUUACAUAUGCAAUAUCUUCAAAGCAUUACUAGUAAGAUAUUAUGUCUAGGAUAAUGGCAAGUGAAUUGCUUUUUGGUACUGGUGUUUUAAUAUGUGUAUGUCAGUAAUUUCACAUGUGCGAGGGCUGUCUGGAAAUUGUGGUCACAGAUUUAUUUCCUAACCAUGUACUAUAUUUAACUAUUUUAUUUAUUGUAUUUAUUUUAAAGAAAAACACAGUGCCUUGAGCAUAAACACGUGUGACGCAUAAUAAAAUUAAACACUUAAUACCCAUGCAUAAAUACCGAUACUCUAAAUGCUCUAUAUAGUUAACUGAAAUGUUUGUGUUACAUGUUGCCGCUUUAUUUGCGUAACUGUAAAAUGUGUGUUCAUACUCACCAAAAGUGAUUAAAACGUCCUUUCACUGA
Molecule: messenger RNA, 5876 nt
Organism: Dreissena polymorpha
Lineage: Eukaryota; Metazoa; Mollusca; Bivalvia; Myida; Dreissenidae
Exons: 5
Coding region: 314-4390 (1358 amino acids)
Source: RefSeq, a predicted model, not a curated record